UGUAAACAAAUCCGCACUGAGCAUGCGUCACUACAGUAAUGGAGGAUUGUCUUUACUACCCCGCCUGAUGUCUGCGUUUGUGACAUUACAAAUGUGACCAGGAGUAAGGGACUCGUCCAUACUUCGGAGACAAGUUGAGGUCAAAGGAACAAUCUCACGAUGACUACGGAUAAGCCAGUCCAAAGUACGGGCCCCAGGCUCAUGACCUUCACCCCCUCUGUAGAGGAGUUCAAGGACUUCAGCUGGUACAUUGCCUACAUGGAGUCACAAGGAGCACACAAAGCUGGAAUAGCAAAAGUUAUUCCACCUAAAAGCUGGAAACCAAGACAGACGUAUGAUGAUAUUGGUGACCUGGUUAUUCCUGCUCCAGUUCAGCAGGUGGUAACUGGCCAAUCAGGACUUUUCACACAGUACAACAUCCAGAAGAAGCCAAUGACCGUUCAGGAGUUCCGCAAGACCUCCAAUAUUGACAAGUUCUGCAAUCCACAGUGUGUGGAUUUUGAUGAGCUGGAGAGAAAGUUUUGGAGGAACCUGACCUUCAACCCACCCCUGUAUGGGGCUGAUGUCAGUGGAACGCUGUAUGAUCCAGAUGUGACUGAGUGGAACAUUGGUCAUCUCAACACCAUUCUUGACACUGUGGAAAAUGAAAGUGGGAUCAAAAUCAAAGGAGUCAACAUGCCAUACCUCUAUUUUGGGAUGUGGAAAAGUGCCUUUGCAUGGCACACAGAGGACAUGGAUCUGUACAGCAUCAACUACCUUCACUUUGGAGAGCCUAAAUCUUGGUAUGUGGUCCCACCAGAGCAUGGGAAAAGAUUGGAACGACUUGCUAAAGGUUUCUUUCCUGGAAAUGCCCAGAGCUGUGAAGCUUUCCUACGCCAUAAGAUGACUUUAAUUUCUCCCUCAGUUCUGAAAAAAUAUGGCAUACCAUUUGAGAAGGUUAUUCAGGAGGCUGGGCAGUUUAUUGUGACAUUUCCAUUUGGCUAUCAUGCUGGUUUCAACCAUGGUUUCAACUGUGCAGAGUCAACCAACUUUGCCACCCAGCGAUGGAUUGAUUACGGCAAACAGGCUAAACUGUGUUCAUGUCGGCAGGACAUGGUAAAGAUCUCCAUGGAUGUGUUUGUGCACAAGUUUCAACCAGACCGAUACAAACUUUGGAAAGCAGGGAAAGACACCACUCCCAUUGACCACUCCAAACCUACCCUGGAGGCUGCUCAGUUUCUAAGAGAUAUGGAGGAGACUCCCAAACUUAUUCCUAGUGAAGAUGGAGCUGAAAAGCCAAUCACGCCUGUCCAGGAGAACAACAGUCUUAAGCCUCAACUUGGGACAGACCACCAGCUUGACCCCUUCGAAGAAUCCGGAGACUUGAAGCCUGGGCUAACGGUGAAGGAAUCAGUGAUGGUAGAACCAAAGACGGCCGAGGAGUCUAGCAAGGACUCACUGACCAAAGUCACAGACGACCCAGAAAAAGACACCGUAACAGUCAAGCUGAAGCCUAAGCUGGACAAAAUCAAGAGGCUGCAGACUAAGUCUAAUUUUAAAGUCAGCACAAAGAAAAGCUUAAACAGACGGAGUCCUCCAAAAAAAGAGAAGAACAGUAUGUCAACCUUUGAUGCCUUUGAGAAACCGGGGGUCACCCUGUGCUCUGAGAAGGCAGGCAUCAGUGAAGAGCCCAAGCUAACCAGCAGCUGCAGCCAGACACACAACCUGUUUCAGAGGACUAUGAGCCCUGCAGAUGUCCUGCACGUUCACAGCUACGCCAAAGGAGACUAUGGAGAAGGAGAACCCCCAACCAAGGAAGAGAAGAAGAAUGAGGGCAGUGACAGUGAGAUGGAAAGAGAAUACAUACAUUUUUGCAAAGCACAGGUAACAGAGGAGGUAACAGGAGAUGGAGAGCUGAAACCUGAUCUUGGGCAGCUUCCAGGCCACCAUCCGCUCAUAAAGGACGGCAUGAGCGAUGAAGAGGCACCCCAAGAGGCCCUACCAACUGAGGAAGGUGGAAUGGAAGGGGAGAGCUGGGCUAAACCUCUGGCUUACCUGUGGCAGAACGGACCCCCCAACUUAAAGAAAGAGAGGGAGUACAACAAGCGCAUGGGCUCCAAACCUCCAUACUGCUCCAUCUGCAUGCUGUUCUACACAUACCAGCAGACUGAACGUGCAAAGAGUCUAGACAAUCCUGUCAUUGUGACUGGAGGGCAGAUGCAGACAAAACCCUUGAUCCCAGAGACAUGUUUCACCACCACCACAGAAGAGGACUCUGAGUUUGAGGAGCAACCUGUCACACCUCAUCUUGAGGAGGAUGGAACCAGCCUUCUCAUCAGCUGCUCUCAGUGCAACGUCCGGGUUCACACCAGCUGUUAUGGUGUGAAUCCAGAUAGUGCGAGUGAAGAGUGGAAAUGUGCACGCUGCAGGGCCAAUGCCAUGACAGAGAACUGCUGUCUGUGUUCACUAAGAGGUGGAGCACUGCAGAAAGCAAACAACAACAAGUGGGUACAUGUGCUGUGUGCUGUUGCUGUGUUGGAGGCACGCUUUGUCAACAUCAGGGAAAGAAGUCCUGUGGAUUUGAGUGGAAUCCCUUUGCAGAGGUUUAAACUGAAAUGUUACUUCUGUAAGAAGAGGAUGAAGAAAGUAUCUGGCUGCUGUGUGCAAUGUUCUCAUGGCCGCUGUCCAACCGCCUACCAUCCCACCUGUGCCCAGGCUGCUAGAGUUCUCAUGCAGCCAGGUGAAUGGCCCUUUGUGGUCCAUGUUACCUGCUGUAGACACAAAGGCCCCAUUCCAAAUGAACGCAAUAAAGCAGCCAUGCAUGAACUGACUGUGGGACAGAAGGUGAUAUGCAAGCACAAGAAUGGCCGCUACUACCAGUGUGAUGUAGUGCAACUGUCCAAAGACACGUUCUACGAAGUCAACUUUGAUGAUGGUUCCUUCAGCGACAAUCUCUUCCCUGAGGACAUUGUGAGCCAGGACUGUUCUCAGCUUGGACCCCCUUCACAGGGUGAAGUGGUUCAGGUGAGGUGGACUGAUGGCCUGGUGUAUGGAGCAAAAUUUGUGGCAGCUCAUGCAGUCCACAUGUACCUGGUGGAAUUUGAGGAUGGCUCCCAGCUGACAGCAAAGAGAGAUGAUGUUUACACUCUGGAUGAAGAACUCCCCAAGAGAGUUAAAUCCAGACUGUCCAAAGCCUCAGAUAUGAGAUUCGAUGGAAUCUUUGAAGAGAAGGAAAUCAUCAAAGAAUCAAAGAGACAGAGAGUGAUCAACUCACGCUACAGAGGGGACUACAUAGAGCCUGUGAUUUACAGAGCCAUCAUGGAGUAGCCCUUACUCCCUUUCUACCAAACACACCACCAGCACUGACUGACUGGACUGUGAUAAAAGGACAUUCAAUCAGAAGGCCUGACUUUUUGUACAUCUCAGUAUAUACACUUUGAUAAAGAGAAUUGUGUUUUAGUUCUUCAGUAGAGCUCAACAGUGAAGUAGACAUUUAGCCAUGGCAUACAUUGGAGGCAAAUGAAAUUAGAAUGAAUACACAAAAGUAGCAUUACAGCAUUUGACACAGCAAGACAUCUAAGAAAUACUAGGUUGACAUUAAGAUGAAAGUACUUUGAUGUUCAAGUAUGCAUGAGUGGCCUUAACAAAGGUAAAUGGUUUAUUUUGCUCACAUAUUUUGAAUUUGUAAAUGAGCAAAUUACUGUUAAAUAAUGUGCUUAAAAUGCCUCUUUUAUUGCAUUGUUUUUCUUUUUACUUUUGUCUUUUCACACGCUGUCAUCUAAUUACUAAAAAAGCUCAACCCAUCCA
Molecule: messenger RNA, 3786 nt
Organism: Notolabrus celidotus (New Zealand spotty)
Lineage: Eukaryota; Metazoa; Chordata; Actinopteri; Labriformes; Labridae
Product: lysine-specific demethylase 4A-like
Exons: 22
Coding region: 160-3306 (1048 amino acids)
Biological process (GO): chromatin remodeling
Cellular component (GO): nucleus
Molecular function (GO): histone H3K9 demethylase activity; histone H3K36 demethylase activity
Source: RefSeq, a predicted model, not a curated record